CGUCGUUUUUUUACCUACCCCAGGUUGAGGACAACCAAUCCGUCGUCGUUUUUUUCCCUCUCUCCGUCCUCCGGCGUCGUCUUCCUCCGUGGACGGUCUCUGUGACAGAUUGAGAGAAUCGAGAAUGAAAAAUCUGAAUAUACGGGAAAAUUCGGAUACGUCUCGUAAAUUCUUCGACAGUUCGUUCAUGGCUCAUAAUCAAGUCAUGGAUUCCCUCACAUCUCAUAUUUCCCUCUACCACUCGCAUUCCAUCUCACCCAGAACAAACACAAACCCUAAUCCCAGAUCGGCUAUUCUCAGAUGGUUCUCUUCCCUCACCCUCCAUCAGCGCCUUGCUCAUCUCACCUCUGUCGAUCCCAACUUUGUCCGGAUUCUUGUCCAGAUGCUCGGAUAUGUCCGGACGAAGGGCCGUGGCUCUUUCAUCAUCCUGCCGGACCUCCCUUCCGGCGAUCUUCCGAGCAUCUGCUUCAAGAAAUCUUGCGGUUUAAUCUCCAGGGUUGCCGAGUCGAACGGCUCAGAGCGUCGGAUUUUUGAGUCGACCCGGCUCUUCGGUUCCAGAGAAGGGGAGAGAGUCGAGGACUGUUCUUGUUCCGUCAAAUUUCUUGAUUCGAUCACUGUAAGCGAGGAAUUCGCAACGGAUGUGGAUCGGUUUGUGGAGACUAUGGAUGAGUUAUCGAAUGGAGGGUUUUUGAGGGGGGAAGAGAGUGAUUUGGGAUCGAAUUGGGUAGAAUUGGAAUGGCUGAAAGCCAAAGGCUUUUAUAGCAUGGAGGCCUUCAUCGCAAAUAGGUUAGAGGUCGGCUUGAGAUUAGCUUGGUUGAACAGCGGUAGUGGGAAGAGAAAAGGAAUGAAAUUGAAGGAAAAAUUGCAUGCUGCAGCAGCAGCAGCAAAUUCGUAUUGGAGGAAGAAGGCGUGCACCGAUUGGUGGGUCAAUUUGGAUGCCGUAACUAAAAGGAAAGUCUGGAAUUCUGUUUUGGGAAAAUCAGCAAAAUCCCUGAUAUGUGAGAUUCUGAGAGAAGCGAAUCAGGCGUCACAGGAAGAAAUGUGGAUCUUUGGUUUUGGCGUAGGACCUGCAAGGCAAGGAUAUUCUGAAACUUCGGCAUUUUCGGUCUUUGACAUGAUUUUAGAAACAACCUCUAUAUCUAAGAAAAGUAGUACCUUAGCCAGCGCUUUAAAUGGCUUACAUGUGCUUCAAGAACUUGUUGCAUUACUUGUCUCGUGUCAAAAUGGUGAAUUUCCAGUACAUAGUGUAUUUUUCAGCUCUAUGGGUUCUCUUGGUACCUUAGUUGAUUGCGUACUAAGAAAACUACGGGGCUUUCUCGUGCUUAUCUCCAUCAAUUCUGCAAAGAUUGAGCUUCUUGGAGAAAAUACUCAGAAAUGUCUACCGAGUACAUCAUCCAAGCAGAUGACUAAUUCAACCCACCGUAAAAAGAAAGGCAAGACCAGGAAUGUGAAAAGGCCUAAUGCGGAGGCAGCAUUUAGUAAAAAAGAGACCUUGACAGAGGAAAUGGAAAGGCGAGAUCGAGAUGGUCUGGAAUUCGAAAGAGACAAAGAUACGGUAGAAUGCAAAAAAAUGUCUACCACAUCGAUAAAGCACAACUGCUGUGAAGCCAUUUCUGCAGCAAAAAUGGAACUCAUCCCAGGUUUGGUUGCUGGGAAAGGAAGAAGUAAAAAGAAAAGAAAGGAAAAGAAUAAGUGCACAAGUUUUAAAAACCCUGAGGAAAAAAAUAACUCUGAUGUGGAUAGUUCAGCCAUUCAGGAAGUUCCUGACAAUAAUUCAAGUUAUAGCUCUACUCCUCAGCAUCUUCAGGAAUACAUAAAUGCUUGGAGCAUUGGAGAAGAUAGUCACGCUAGCUCUGUCAGGCAUGCCUGUGCUACAGGAACUCCAUGGAGUGGUACAGUUCAAAAUCAGUAUUCUAAAGAGGAAGUGUUGAACACUGAGGCUGAAAGGUGUGUGGUUCAAUCCUCUUUUACCGUUGUGGAUCCUGUCGGUGGUUCAGUCAGAGAAGAUGUCAAUUCUCGAGAUUCCUGUCAUCCAAACGGGCAUGUAGAAAUAUUGAUGUCUAAUAGACGAUCCAGAACUUUCAAGGAAUGUGAAUCCAUUGGCAUACAGGAUAAGAGGAAAGAAAGAAGCCAUGGUGUUGCCUGCAGUACUUCGGAAUUUGUUUCCUAUGAGUGGCCUGCUGUAGCUCCUAUGUAUUUUUCACACCUUAAUUCUCACCUUCCAACUGCCACCGAUAGAUUGCAUCUUGAUGUCGGCCACAAUUUGCAUGCUUACAUGCGCCAGCCUUUUGUGCCCACUAUGCAUCAUGGUAGAAAUCCUUCCAUUGAAGGCGCGCAUAAAGAAGUUUUUUCUCGACCUGUGCCGAUGAGUUUAGAUUGGCCUCCCAUGGUUCGGAGUAAUUGUGGUGUGACAACACCAUUCACUUGCAAUUAUGAUUCUGGAGUUUUUAUGGACUUUCCUGAACAGAAAAAUAAACAGGAGCUAGGGAAUGAUUGUGAGAAUAAUUGGAUGCUAGAGGAAGACUUUGAGAUGCACGCGGUUUCUGGAGUAGACUAUAAUCAGUAUUUUGGUGGUGGAGUGAUGUAUUGGAAUCCUUCUGAUCAUCUUGGGACAGGCUUCUCUCGUCCUCCCUCACUUAGUUCUGAUGAUAGCUCCUGGGCUUGGCACGAAGCUGAAAUGAAGAGGGCAGUUGAUGAUAUGGUUGCGUUUUCUUCUUCUUACAGCACAAAUGGAUUAGCUUCUCCAACAGCGGCUUCAUUCUGUUCCCCAUUUGAUCCUUUAGGUUCUGGAAACCAGCCUCUUGGUUAUGUUGUGCCAGGAAAUGAAGUAUCUGGCAAAGUGCUACAAGCCUCUCCAGCCACAGCUGAAGAUGUGGGCGAGGAGGACGUCUCUGGAUCUCUGGCUGGUUUAUCUGGAGAUGUUGAAGGGAAUUCAGGAGACUCAUUUUCUUAUCCCAUUUUGCGCCCUAUAAUCAUUCCAAGUAUGUCAAAAACUGAAUACAAGCGUAAUUAUGAUAUUAGAAGUCCGCAUGUUCCACCGUCGCGGCGAGAUCAUCCUCGCAUAAAGCGACCACCAUCACCUGUAGUACUAUGUGUUCCGCGUGCUCCUCGCCCUCCGCCGCCUUCUCCUGUGAGUGACUCUAGAGCUCGUCGAGGCUUUCCAACUGUAAGGUCUGGGAGUUCCAGCCCUAGACAUUGGGGUAUGAGAGGCUGGCUCCAUGAUGGGAUAAACUGGGAGGAAACUUGUGGUGCUGAGGUUGUUUUGCCUUGGCGAAACAAGAAUCUUGCUGCGCGUCCGGUCAUUCAACCUCUUCCUGGGGCUCUCCUGCAAGAUCACUUGAUUGCAAUGUCUCAACUAGGCCGAGACCAGGAACAUCCUGAUGUGGCUUUUCCACUGCAACCACCCGAGCCACUUAAUUGUCCAAUGCCUAGGGCAUCUCUCUCGUUGAUUCACAGCCUUCUUAAUGAUGAGAUAGAUUAUUUCUGCAAGCAGGUUGCUGCAGAGAAUAUGGCCCGUAAACCUUAUAUUAAUUGGGCUAUCAAGCGGGUUACCCGAUCUCUCCAAGUCUUGUGGCCCAGGUCUAGGACACAUAUUUUUGGUUCAUUUGCCACUGGCUUGUCCCUUCCUUCAAGUGAUGUGGACCUUGUCAUUUGUCUUCCUCCAGUGAGGAAUUUGGAACCUAUCAAAGAGGCCGGAAUUUUGGAGGGCCGUAAUGGUAUAAAGGAGACUUGCCUUCAGCAUGCAGCCAGAUAUCUGGCCAAUCAAGAGUGGGUGAAAACUGAUUCCCUGAAGACAGUUGAAAAUACAGCUAUACCUAUUAUCAUGCUUGUUGUGGAAGUUCCCUGGGAUCUGAUAUCAUCUACUGCAUCUGGAUUAUCACCAAAAGAUGGCCAAAUUUGUACAAUUGUUGACCAUGACAGCAAUGGCCAGUACGAAAUAGUUGGAUUUGGAGACAGUGCAACAAACUGUUCACAGGAGAACUCUGGGAGCUGCACAAAUGCGAAGUCAGUUCGUCUUGACAUUAGUUUUAAGACUCCGUCUCAUACGGGCCUUCAGACAACCCAGCUGGUCAAAGACCUGACCGAGCAAUUUCCAGCUGCCACACCUCUUGCAUUGGUGUUAAAACAGUUUUUGGCUGAUCGUACCCUGGACCAAUCAUAUUCUGGUGGAUUGAGUUCUUAUUGCUUGGUCUUAUUGAUUACGCGAUUUCUUCAGCAUGAGCAUCACCUUGGUCGCCCUAUCAACCAAAAUUUUGGGAGUCUUCUAAUGGAUUUUCUUUACUUCUUUGGGAAUGUAUUUGAUCCGCGCCAAAUGCGUGUUUCAGUGCAAGGAAGUGGUGUUUAUAGGAGUAGAGAGAGAGGAUAUAGUAUUGAUCCGAUACACAUCGACGAUCCUAUUUUUCCAACAAAUAAUGUGGGGAGGAAUUGCUUCCGUAUACAUCAAUGUAUUAAGGCAUUUUCGGAAGCCUACUCUAUUCUGGAGAAUGAUCUCACAUGCCUUGCUAGUUCCACUGAUUCAUGCAGAAAGCCGUCGUACAAAUUGCUGUCAAAAAUCAUUCCAAGUAUGGGGUUGUUGUAAGAAUCUAGAUGUGGUGUUGAGAUGAAUUUUGAUGCGCAACGAACUCUGGAAAUUGUAACUGCUGAUGCCGAUGCCUAUAUGCAACUUCCCAGUGAGGGACUAUAUAUUGUAGACCAUCAUCCUAUUUGAAUCAGCCAAUGUCUCAAGUACCAACCAACUUGGACGCAAUAAAGAGAUGGUGUCAUUCAGCAGAUUGACAAUUAUUCUUGUCUCUUCACUGCUAUUGUGCACUGAAGGCCUUGUUCUAUUCUGGACUGACUGUAUUCUACACAACACAUGUGUCAGCCAAUUGAUGCCUAGCUUCCUGUUGGAGGCUAUCGGCCCUAAGGAGACAAAAAGAUCGCUGCAGAAACUAGUCGUCAUCAUUUAGAGACACAGAAGAUCACGAGCGGAACGUUUCUCUAAAUUGUUUCCAGGUACCCUUUCUUGGUUGCAACAAAUGUGUGCAUGUACAUAUAUAUAUAUAUGUAAAGUAUAGAAUGGUCAAUUGUCUUGCUUUUGGGAGAAGAGCGCUGAGGUAAAAGUAUAUUACUAAUUUCCUGGUUUGUGAGAAUGUGGUCAUUAGGUCAGAGAGAGAGAGAGAGAGAGAGAGAGAGAGAGAGAGAGAGAGAGAGAGAGAGAGAGAGGGGUGAGUGGCAUCAGAGGAAUGAGGGACUAGCAGUAGUGAUGGCCAGUUGAUAGUUUUUUGCUGGGCAUCAAAUGAUGGUGUUUUGUGAUCUGAUCUGUUGGAUCAUUGUUUGCCCCUUUUCAUCGUAUUCCCUCAUACAUAUACACAUGCAUACAUACAGGGCAUAUAAAGGGUUGGAGGAGAAAUGUGGGUUGAAUUUGAAAUCAUUUCAUUGUAUUUGUUAGAACAGGUGAAGAACCUGCGCAUACAUGUGAAUAGGUGUUUUUUUUCUCUCAUUUUCUUUUUUGGAAGGAGAAAAAGAGAAGGGAAAGGAGGUGUUGUGUUGACCGAGCACGAUGUGAUGUUGUUUUGGGGGUUCCUUUUCUCACUUUUUUUUUUCUCCUCUGGUUGUUCCAAAGUCCAUAGUAUGACUCAAGGACUCUUCAGUCCAUGUUUGGUUUUUCUCUCUUUCGGCCUUAACCUUCCCUCUCCUCUUGGAUACCGCGAUCUUUCCACUUUAUCUGUCUUUUUUCGUCUCUUGACCAAUUAAAUAAUUAUAGUCCUACUUUGCAUUGUAGUUUAGAGGGACAAAUACAGGGUGGAAGUGGGAGAGGGUUAAACCCCAAGUCUUGGGGGUACGAGAGAAUUCAAGGGACAGUCUCACCUUUUUAAUCUUUGUUCUUUUGGGUUUUAUAUGUAUGAGAGUGAGUGAGUGUGUGAAUCUUCAUUUGGUACUAUGUUUGUGUGUUCUCUAUUGCUUUUAACAAGUCAAACCGACAACGUCUGCCUAAUCUCAUUACCAAACUCAAGUGACAA
This is a messenger RNA of Tarenaya hassleriana, 6002 nucleotides long. RefSeq lists its product as uncharacterized. Gene Ontology annotation, molecular function: poly(A) RNA polymerase activity; mRNA binding. Gene Ontology annotation, biological process: RNA 3'-end processing. NCBI's taxonomy places the organism in Eukaryota, Viridiplantae, Streptophyta, Magnoliopsida, Brassicales, Cleomaceae. The transcript has 19 exons. The record is from RefSeq and is a predicted model, not a curated record. Bases 125 to 4579 code for a protein of 1484 amino acids. Gene Ontology annotation, cellular component: nucleolus; TRAMP complex.